AUGUCUGAUACAACUUUCACUGGCUACAGCGAGCAGCAGGGCAAAGUCUACGCCCAGUCUCGCCCAGACUACCACCAGAGCCUCUAUGACGCCGUCAUGAAUCAGCACACAUCUACCGGUGGUCAGUUAGAUACUCUGGUCGACCUGGGCUGCGGGCCUGGUCAAGCUGCUCGUGCUCUCGCUCCUCAGUUCAAGACGGCCAUUGGGCUGGAUCCUUCGGCAUCAAUGAUCAGCGUCGCCCGAAGUUUGGGUGGCGAGACCUCCACUACGAAGCCGAUUCGCUUCGAGGUUUCAGCUGCUGAGGAGCUGGGAGCUAACCUUAACCCCGCGAUUGCCGAUGAGAGCGUGGACCUCAUUACGGCUGCCACUUCUGCUCAUUGGUUCGACAUGGACAUAUUCUGGCCCAAGGCUGCGCAAGUCCUCAAACCUGGUGGCAGCGUCGCCAUCUGGGUCAAUGGGGAGACUCGCAUUCAUUCUUCGGUCCCUAAUGCAGCUACUAUACAGACUAUCGUAACCCGAUAUCGUGUUGAGGACCUGGCUAGAUUCUUACAAGCAGGUAAUGACAUGAGUCAGAACUGCUAUGCCGAUCUCCCACUCCCCUGGACAAUCUCAAACCCUGUCGCUGAGCUCGAAGAAUCUUCCUUCUUCCGUCGACAUUGGAAGAGCGGGGAUGAUUUCUUCAAAUCUCAUGUUAGCCUCAACCUGGAUGGCUUCGAAGAUAUGCUGAGCACAUUCAGUCCCAUCACCAGGUGGCGAGAGGCCCACCCUGAUGAUGUAGGCACGGAGAACGACUUGGUCAAGAGGCUCCUCAAAGACAUCAGGCAGCUACAGCAUGAGGCCGGUGUGGAGCCCGGUGAGGAGUUGAUUUCUCUCGAUACCACUGGCGUCCUUCUUGUUAUCAAGAAGAAGCGAUUUCUGAUCAUAUCAGAUACCCAUGGCGAAGGCCUUCCUACAGCCUUCAGGCCCGAUUUUUACGCCGAUGUCCUCAUCCACUGCGGCGACUUAACAGGCCAAUCGAAAUUGCACGAGUUUGAGUCUACUCUCGAGAUGAUCAACAACAUCAAGGCGUCCCUGAAGCUCGUGGUUCCCGGAAACCAUGACUUCACGCUUGACAGGCUGGCUUAA
Clonostachys solani is the source of this 1125-nucleotide messenger RNA. The record is from the annotation of a GenBank genome assembly. NCBI's taxonomy places the organism in Eukaryota, Fungi, Ascomycota, Sordariomycetes, Hypocreales, Bionectriaceae.